Sardina pilchardus (European sardine) is the source of this 4050-nucleotide messenger RNA. It is a transcript of the gene cables1, whose product is annotated as Cdk5 and Abl enzyme substrate 1. Gene Ontology annotation, cellular component: cytosol. The transcript is spliced from 10 exons. Bases 145 to 1773 code for a protein of 542 amino acids. NCBI's taxonomy places the organism in Eukaryota, Metazoa, Chordata, Actinopteri, Clupeiformes, Clupeidae. Gene Ontology annotation, biological process: nervous system development; regulation of cell cycle. The record is from RefSeq and is a predicted model, not a curated record.
UGUACACACAGUCAAACGCUUCCACUAAAAAGACAACGCCAUGGCAUGUGGGACAUAUAAGUACGAGAAUUACACAUUAUGAAACCACCCUGCUGAAAAGCAAAACACUACUCACCCAUUCGAAUCUAUCGCUGAAGGUGGACCAUGGCGGCUGCCACGAGCAGCAAUGCAGCCACGCUACAGAUGAAGCAUUCCAGUCUCGAGCAUACACGGAAACGCAUAGAUCCUCGGCGGAGGCAAGCUGCACUCUCUUUCCUUAGCAACAUUUCUUUAGACGGGCGACCAGUACAGGAUGAUGGAGACUACAACAUCGAUGAGGACAAUUCUGCUGAGGCAAGGACUAGACAGAGCCUGGUUUCUGCAGACCGUGCUCUGUAUUCGGCUGGCGCUCCAGUUGCCCCCGCCACGGCGGCCCAAGCACUAGCUGCUGCAAACCAGGCUCAGAACAUGAACAACCGAGCUAGUUUUGGAAUGGGCUCUUUCGCAGCCUCCUGUGCGGAUGCGGAAGGCGAUGCGUUCUCAAGUGGGGCCCCGGUGGCACAGUCUGUGUUCAGCUCUCCCUUCUCCGCAGUGCCAGCCGCGACCCGAGGGAGACUUCAGACCUACACUCAGGGAAUUAUACCUGCCGCCUAUGCCAGACAAUCCUCGCAGAACUACAGUCUGGAAGGUGGUCAGAUAGGUAACUCUGCUCUGGAGCUUCAAAGGUCCAGGCGGAGACUCAUCUCCCAGCGCUCGUCGCUGGAAACGUUGGAGGACAUCGAGGAGAACGCUCCUCUCCGCAGGUGCCGAACCUUAUCGGGUUCCCCACGACCAAAGAGCUUUAAAAAGGUUCAUUUCAUCAAGAACAUGAGGCAGCAUGACAUGCGCAAUGGAAGGAUAGUCCUUAUCAGUGGCAGAAGAUCCUUCUAUAGUGUUUUUUCUGUCCUGCCCUAUCGAGAUUGUAGCCAAGCAGGGGAUGUGAAAAUGGAGAGUGGGCGUCAGCGGCACCCUUCGGGCGGCGUCAGUGCCAAGGAGAUGGUGAUCGGGCUGGAGGGCGUGGAGCUGGGCGCAGAUGGCAAGACGGUGUCCUACACCCAAUUCCUCUACCCCACCAACGUGCUCGGGCGGAGGAACACCAUCGACUCCACGUCGUCCUUCUCGCAGUCUCGCAACGCCAGCCACAGGAGCCUGAGCCUAGCACGUGCCAACAGCAACCAGAGCAGCCUUGACACAGGGAAUGACGUGGGAGACUUUAGGGAGUACGACCCUAACCUCCUGGACGACCCUCAGUGGCCAUGCGGGAAGCACAAGAGGGUGCUCAUAUUUCCCUCCUACAUGACCACAGUCAUCGAAUACGUCAAGCCCUCUGACCUCAAGAAGGACAUGAACGAGACGUUCAAGGAGAAGUUCCCGCACAUUCGCCUAACCUUGAGCAAAGUCCGAAGUCUAAAGAGGGAGAUCCGUAAGCUGGCUCAGGAGGAGUGUGGCUACGAGGAGCCCACGGUGGCCAUGGCCUUCGUCUACUUUGAGAAGCUGGUGCUGCAGGGCAAACUCAACAAGCAGAACCGCAAGCUCUGCGCCGGCGCCUGCGUGCUCCUGGCUGCCAAGAUCGGCGGCGACCUCAAGAAGCACGAGGUCAAGCAUCUCAUCGACAAACUGGAGGAGCGGUUUCGGGUGAACCGCCGCGAGCUGAUCGCCUUCGAGUUCCCCGUGCUGGUGGCGCUGGAGUUCAACCUGCACCUGCCCGAGCACGAGGUCAUGCCCCACUACAGACGCCUCCUGCAGGCCUCCUAGCGGCAGCUCCCCGUCGGGAGGUGCCCCGGCCCUGGCCCCGCCCCGGCUCUCCCGAUCCCUGGCAGCACCGCCUCCGCGUCCGUCCCACUGGACGUCCUGGACUCUGGUCCCCUGCCUGCUAUUCAGAUGGACUCGCCCGAUCCCCACCCUCUACCGCAGACCCCAGGUCAGCCUGAGGGACACGCGUCUACUACAGUUUCUGCAGACUUUUUGGGGAAGGAAGCAUUUGUUAAGGGAGCUCCCCCAACCGUCUCCAAAGACGUUACCUCCCCCCCCCCCCCCCCCCAACUCCUUCCCCUUUUUUUUGUCUGUACAGUAUCCUUUGUACACAUUUGACUUGAUUUUCUUAACAUUUUCAGUUUCUUCUGGCUCUCUUUGCUGAGGCCCCCCGUCCUUGCGUUUAAGGGGUCAGGGGGUCACGGCCGCUGCAGCUGACUUGUGGUGUUGUGAAUGUCUCCCGCGGGAGAGCGAGACGGAGCCCGCUGGUGCUCUGCAUGAGCCGCAGCUUGGGGAUUGUGCAAGUGGUCGGCCCUUUUUUGUUUUUUUGUUUUGGUUCUUUUUUUUUGACAAGCGCUCAACUCAUUCACUGAUUCGAGUCCCACAAGUUGAACCACAAUCUGAUUAGCAAGUGAUUGUUCAUUUUUCUUCUUUUUCUUUUUUUUUCAUCCUAAUGGCAUGUUGCCUUACUUUCUUAAUCAAACGAAUCAGAGUCUUCGCUAGAGCUGAAAGUGACAUGACUGUUAUGUCUUAACAGUGACUUCACAAUAGUGAAAACAUCCAUCUCAUUCUGAUAUCACUAGAAGUGCACUUUUCUGUCUUGGUUUUGCUGGCCAGACCUGUGUGUCAAAUAUAACAUGUGUAUAUAUACAAAUAUAUAUAUAAAACAUGUACUAUAUCACGAAGACAUUCUACAGCUGUGAGGUUUAAAACCAUUCUGUGUCGAGAGACAAGGAGAUAAGAUUUGUCUUUUUUUCUGAAUACCGUAAUUUUUUUUUUCUUCCCCAUUUACUUUUGUAUUUCACCUAGGCUUGUUUCAAAUAUCCUUCAGAGGCUAACACCUGGGCCAAAUCACUUGAUUUCCUCAUCACCAACCAGCUGUUUCUGUUUCACUUAAAUGAGAGACUUUUUUUGUUUUCUCUCUGAGGGAGAAGGAGAAUAGCAGCCUCUGUGGAAUUUUAUACUCUUGUAAGCAGUACUUUGAUGUACGCGGAGUCCUGUUUUUUUCUACUAUUGUGUGCGGACUUUGAACAUUUGGUAACUAGGCCCACUGCCACAGUACUCCUGUCUCCUGUGCUCUAUGUUAGAGUGAAUUACCAGCACGGUUUACAGUGCUACAUGGGAGAUAGGCGGGAGGCACGGACAGAUUGCGUGUGGCAGACGAUGACGAUACCAGCGACGACCGCUGAAGAUGCAGCAGAUAUGGAAAGAGUGGAGGGAUGACGAAAGGUCCCCGGCUUGGGUCUUUAAUAAGCUACAGUCGCAAAAAUAUUUCUGGAAACAUCAUAGCAAUGUUGACUCGUUUUAGUCUUAAAUCCUGUUCUGAAAGGAAAGAUGUUCACUCUGUUCACUGAUUACAUUUUUCUUUUUUUUCCACAUCUCUAUUUUACUCAAGUUAGAGGUCUGUUGGUUUGUCUUGGCUCAAUGAUGCAAGUUAGUUUUUUGUUUUGUUUUUGUUUUGUAAUCAGUGUUUCCUGGCCAUUUCUCUUCACUGACAGUGGUAUGAGUCACUGUUGAGUGGUUAAUUUGAAUGGGAAGUGUUUCUUUCACAAACAGUUGUGGUAAAAUAAGAUAGCCAGCCUUAGAUAAUAUCUUUCAAGGUUGUCCCUGUGGCCACUUCACUUCAAUAAAGUUAAUAAGUUCAAUAAAGUUAUGUAAAUCAGUAUGUUAAAUUGCAGUAUGAUUUGCCAAUCAACAUUUUGUUAGUGUGCAUAAUCUACUUUAUGCAGAUCACAUUCAGAUUUCACCUUUGUUUUAGAUGGGAGAAACCAAAAGUAAGAUGUCCAUUUUUAGAACACAAUUUGGCCUCAGGACAUGCACUUUAGAUCUUUGUGAUAAACAAUACUUAUAUCCACCAAAUUUAAGAAGUAAAUACAUGCAUAUUCCUAACAAUGUGUAUGUUUUUGCUAUUGUGUAAAUAUAUAUGCCCAAGAGUAUGUGUGUGUGUGUGUGUGUGUGUGUGUGUGAGUGAGUGAAUGUGUGUGUGUGUGUGUUUGUGUGUGUGUGUGUGUGUGUGUGUACAUAUGCUGCUUUGCUUGUUCAAUAAAAAAAGUUAAUGCA